AUGUCUCUUUCUCGCCACAUUGAUGCUGAAAGGUUGAUUGAGCAAAUCAAGGAGCACCCCCACAAGAAACAUUCUUCUGCAGAAUCCCGUCGUGGACUACACAGGUCAUGGAGGCGCGAUGAAGAUGCCGCUGACCUCCCAAAAUACACGCUACCCAAGCACGGUAUCAACUCCAAAGCAGCUUACCAACUCCUUCAUGAUGAGACGGCCUUGGACGGAAAUCCUCUUCUAAACCUUGCAUCUUUUGUGCACACCUGGAUGCCAGAGGACGCUGAUAAACUUAUCAUGGAAAACAUCAACAAAAAUAUCGUUGAUAUGGAUGAAUAUCCAGCAGCGUCGCUUAUCCACAAUAGAUGUAUAUCAAUGCUGGCCGAUCUUUGGAAAGCCCCAAAGGAAGGCAAGGUCAUUGGCACUGCUACCGCUGGCUCCUCGGAAGCUAUCAUGCUCGGUGGGCUUGCGUUGAAGAAAAGAUGGCAGGAGGCAAGAAAGGCUGCUGGGAAGGACUAUUUCCAUCCUAACAUUGUGUUUGGGUCAAAUGCUCAAGUGGCGCUAGAAAAAUUCGCGAGGUACUUUGAUGUCGAAACUAGACUUGUCCCUGUCAAAGAAGAGAAUGGAUUCGUCAUGAACCCACACGAUGCCAUUCCCUACAUCGACGAGAAUACCAUUGGCGUCAUCGUUAUUUUAGGAAGCACCUAUACCGGCCAUUUCGAAGAUGUAAAGCUAAUGAGUGAUUUGUUGGACGACCUGGAGAAACGCACUGGAUUAGACGUCAAGAUACAUGUGGAUGGGGCGUCGGGCGCUUUCAUCGCGCCUUUCGCCUAUCCUCAUCUGAAGUGGAGUUUUGACGUUCCGCGUGUAGUGUCCAUCAAUACCUCCGGACACAAAUUUGGUCUCGUAUACGCCGGGCUUGGCUGGGUUCUGUGGCGGGAUGAGAGCUUCCUGCACCGUGAUUUAGUGUUUGAGUUGCAUUACCUUGGGAGCACGGAAUACUCUUUCACUUUAAAUUUCUCAAAGCCAGCAGCGCCCGUCAUCGCCCAAAUGUUCAACUUUCUCAACCUGGGAUUUGAAGGGUAUAAAAAGAUUGCAUACAAGGACAUGAGGAAUGCCAGAAUGCUAUCCCGUGCUCUCGAGAGCACAACUUAUUUCAAAGUUUUCAGCAAUAUCCACGUUCCCCGAAAUUCGGACAGUGCCCACGUUAGCUCUAAUAACAAAGAUGACCCCGAGACCUACCAUGCAGGCCUCCCCGUUGUCGCUUUCCGGCUAUCCGACGAAUUCAAACAAAACUAUCCUAAUGUUCGUCAAGUGUGGAUCCAGACGUUAUUGAGGACUAAAGGGUGGAUAGUCCCCAACUACAACGCACCCCUUGGGGCAGAAAACAUCGAAAUACUACGGAUCGUAGUUCGUGAAACAUUGAGCGAAGAUUUGAUCGAGCGUCUCAUCGUCGAUAUCGUUGCCGUAACUGAGUCUCUUACAACUGAAGAAGGCAACGUUUUUGCUGGCAUAACUGCAUCUGGCGCUGUAGUCAAGCCUGAUCUGGAUGAGGCUCGUCCGGACUCGUCUAAUUUCAAUGAUUCAGGCGAUGGGGAAGCGCAGGGUCAAACUGGAUAUUCCCGCCAGUGUUAA
Molecule: messenger RNA, 1623 nt
Organism: Psilocybe cubensis
Lineage: Eukaryota; Fungi; Basidiomycota; Agaricomycetes; Agaricales; Agrocybaceae
Exons: 13
Coding region: 1-1623 (540 amino acids)
Biological process (GO): L-glutamate catabolic process
Cellular component (GO): cytosol
Molecular function (GO): glutamate decarboxylase activity; pyridoxal phosphate binding
Source: RefSeq, a predicted model, not a curated record